Hypanus sabinus (Atlantic stingray) is the source of this 5904-nucleotide messenger RNA. RefSeq names its product protein FAM98A-like. Gene Ontology annotation, cellular component: tRNA-splicing ligase complex. Bases 4427 to 5206 code for a protein of 259 amino acids. Lineage: Eukaryota; Metazoa; Chordata; Chondrichthyes; Myliobatiformes; Dasyatidae. The record is from RefSeq and is a predicted model, not a curated record. The transcript is spliced from 5 exons.
GUAGAUACUUCAUUCUUGAGGCAUUGCUCCUUGAAGAUGUCCUGGAUGCUGGGGAGAUAGUGUCUGUGAUGGAGCUGCCUGAGUUUACAACUUUCUGCCGCUUAUUUCGAUCCUGUGCAGUAGCCCCCCCCCCCCCCCCCGCCCCGCCAAUACUAGACAGUGAAGUAGCCAGUUAGAAUGCUCUCCACGGUACAUCCGUAAAACUUUAUGACCGUCUUUGGUGACAUACCAAAUCUCCUCAUGAAAUAGCCUCUGUCGAGCCUUCUUUGUAGCUGCGCCGGUCGAUAGGUUGGGCCCAGGAUAGAUCCUCAGAGAUGUUGACAACCAGGAACUUGAAACUGGCAAAGUCUAGGGGCACAGUGCAGACUUAAACCCUCUUCUGUAUGUGGCAGUUGUUGCUGAAUGUGUUAAAUCUAAGGUGGGUGCAUAUUUGUUAACGGUUGUGGAAUUAGUCAGCAAUCAGACAUGAUCCCACAGGACGUGGGCCGGUUGUAAAACCGUAAGACAUGACCCAUUCCAUCAUGGAUCAUUUAUUGCCCUUCUCAAUCCCGUCGGCAAUUCCUUCCCUCCCGCAGACGCUGCAUGACAUAUUGCUUGUAGCUGCCAUUCUUCAACAUGAUGAGUGUGUGAGCUGGGCCGCGUGGAGCACUUGUAGUUCAGCGACUUGCUCUGCUGCCAUAUCUAAUCUGUUAAAUCAUAGAUUUAUAUCCAAUUCAAUAAAAAUAUAUAUUUGCAUUUAAUUCGAUGCUAAUCUGAAGUGUGAAACUUCUAUGCGUAGAUAGAUGUGUGGAGAGUAUAUUGACUGGCUACAUCGCAGCCUGGUAUGGAAACACCAAUGCCAUGGAAUGGAAAACCCUACGAAAAGUAGAAGAUACGGCCCAGUCCAUCAUGGGUAAAGCCUUCCAGAUCCAUUGAGCAUAUCUACAUGGAGCGCUGUCGCAGGAAAGCAGCAUCCAUCAUCAGGGACCCCCACCACCCAGGCCAUGCUCUCUUCCCACUGACCCUCCCUGAAGUAUUCCCCCUCAACCAUCAGGCUUUUGAACCAAAGGGGGUAACUUCACUCAACUUCUUUUCAAAUCUUUUUUAAAUUAUUAUUAUUCAAAAAUAACACAGGUACAACUUCACUUGCACCAUCCCACAGUAUAUGGACUCACUUUCAAGGUCUAUCUCAUGCUCUUGAUAUUUAUUGUUUGUUUAUUAUUUAUUUAUUUUUGUAUUUACACAGUUUGUUUACUGCACUCUGCUUGCAUGUUCAAGUUGGGCAGUCUUUCAUUGAUUCUGUUAUGAUUAUUAUUCUAUAGAUUUAUUGAGUAUGUCUGCAAGAAAAUGAAUCUCAGGGUUGCAUAUGGUGACAUAUAUGUUCUUCGAUAAUAAAUUUACUUUGAAUCUUUUGAAUAGCUGAAAAUUUUUUUUAAAAACCCGCAUUCAUACUAAGGUAAAACUCAAAACGUUAGAAACACUCGGCAGGUCAGGCAGCAUCUGUGGGGGAAGAGAAACAGCUCCUGUUUGCAGAUCUGGGAAGGAUGAAGGAGCUUCGACUCAAAACAGACUGCCAGCUGUGCCUCACCUGAGGGUUUCCAGCAUUUUCCGCAGGUGCAAUGUUUACCAAGCUCUCUGAUCUGGGGAAAAUGUGGCUUUAUGGACCAUGCUGACUUGUACAGCGUUUAAAGAGGUUUCUUGCACCACCUUGUGGCUGCACAAUGACAUGGCAACUUGAUGUCGCAAUGUACUCUGUUGUCAUGACGAAGUGUCUCAGCCCGCAUCGUCGACAGCGCUUCUCCCUGUAGAUGCUGCCUGGCCUGUUGUGUUCCACCGGCAUUUUGUGUGUGUUGUUGUUAACGUUGACAGGGCUUCUCCCUAUAGAUGCUGCCCGGCCUGCUGUGUUCCACCAGCAUUUUGUGUGUGUUGUUGUUAACGUCGACAGCGCUUCUCCCUAUAGAUGCUGCCUGGCCUGCUGCGUUCCACCAGCAUUUUGUGUGUGUUGCUUGAAUUUCCAGCAUCUGCAGAUUUCCUCGCGUGUACUCUGUUGUUGUCUAGGUGACAGACAAUGCAAGGGUCCUUGCCUUUGGCCGGGGUUGGCGUGUGCAGGAUCCAGUUUCUAACCUGAGCAGCAAAUCCUAUUUAUUACAAACACAAGAAAACCUGCCAGAAGUCCGAAGCAACACGUGCAAUACACUGGAGGGACUUGGAAAGUAGUCGACAUUUUGGGCCAAAGGCCCUUCAUCAGGACUUGUUGUUUGGAGGAAGUCUGUUAGCUUCAGAGCUGGAGCACAGCUUAAAUACUCAGCCUGGCAACUCCAGCAGUUUCCUUUCCCCUGGCCUUUCUGUUCGUCAUCAUCACCAGGUCGAAUGAUGGGCGAUCGUGGCCUAUGAACGUGAUUGCACUUGGCAAAUUCUACAGAAGUGAAAUUCAGAUUCAGAAGAGAUAUGUCAUGAAAUUCAAUUUUCAUGACAUAUGCCAGAGAUAUUAAACCAGAUUCUGAUUCUGAAAUGGUUUGCCAUUUUCGUCUUCUGGACAGUGUCUUUAUAAGACGGGCGACCCCCAGUCAUUAUCAAUACUCUUCAGAGAUUGUCUGCCUGGCAUCAGUGGUCGCAUAGCCAGGACUUGAGAUCUGCACCAGCUGCUCAUACAACCAUCCACCACCUGUUCCCAUGGCUUCACAUGACCCUGAUCGGGGGGGGGGGGGGGAGGCUAAGUGGGUGCUACACCUUGCCCAAGGGUGACCUGCUCUAGUGGAGGGAAGGAGCGCCUUGCACCUCCUUUGGUGGAGACAUAGCUCCACCCCGUCUUUCUGUUAGAGAGUAUAAACGAAUCAGUCGAUAGCAGUAAGUCAAAAGGCCAGGGACUUGAAUGCAAUCUAGGCUGUUUCCACAGUAAAGGGGGUGCUGCACUAUUGAAGGAGCAGAGAGAAAAAAAUCCAAUUCAAUUUUAAUUGUCGUUCAAUCGGACAUGAACAUGAAGAAGAAACAAGCCCUUAACUCCGAGUGGAGUCACCGGGACGCCGUCGUGACAGCGUAUUUUUUUGAGGCUGAGUUGCCAGCUCAACCCAGCACGGAUGGAAAGCGUGCAAGGGAGCCGGCGGGAAUCGAACUCAGGAGCCUUCGCUCCAAAGUCCAGCGCUGAUGCCACCACGCCACCAGCCGGCUAAAUCAUACAUGAAUAUACAGUCAGAUUAAAACAGCAUGACUCAGGGACCAAGUACAAAACAGAACAGCAACAGUCACACACAGCACAAAUCACACAGUGCAUACAUGAUAACAAACAUGUAAAGCUCUCAGUAAGAUGCAGUCAUACAAAACCAAAGUCCAGAACGAGCCAUGAAUGCCACAGAAAUUGGCAGUGGACUUCAAUAGACUUGUCCUCUCGGGACAGCGCAGGGGAUGGGUGCAGACGGGCAAAAUCGUUGGCACAGAUAUUGUAGGCUGAAGGGCCCAUUUUGUUUUGCACAGCACGGACUCUAUGAUAGGCAUAUGAGUAGAGUUAGGCUGUUCAGUCCAUCAAGUUUGCUCCACUAUUCCAUCAUUGCUGAUUGAUUUUCCCUCUCAGCUCCAUUCUCCUGCUUUCCACCCCGUAAAUUUGGCCACCCUUACUAAUUGAGAACCUACAGUACAAUGCAAAAGCCUUGGGUGCCUAUGUGCAGCUAAACUUUUGCCCAGUCCUGCAUUUGUCAACGUGGAGUGGAGCGCGGGUUUGUAAAUCUGGCGGGGAGUAAAGGACUUUGGGAAUGGCGAGGGUGGAGUGUUGCAGCGGGUUUGUGGAAUAGAGUGCUUGGCACAGAUGCAGCCACACCCGGCCCUGGUACACCAGGCAGGGGUCUUAUGAUUCUAAACAACUGGUUUAUUGAUCAUUACAGAAUGUCUCUCUGGUGCUUCCUGCUCUCUCCCCUCUUUCUACCUCUUUUCCCUCUCCUUGCCCCCCUUCCCACUCUCAGUCCACAAUAGAGACCCAUAUCAGAAUCAGGUUUAUCAUCACUCACAUAUGUCAUGAAAUUUGUCUUUUUUUGUGGCAGCAGUACAGUGCAAUACAUAAAAUUACUACAGUACUGUGCAAAAGUCUCAGGCACCCUAGCUAUAUAUGUGUGACUCAAACUUUCUGACAAUAUUGAAUCAACCUCCAUUUUAAAUAUACUCAGUGAAGCCCUCAAUCUGAGGCAGUGAUUUGCACAGAUUCAGCAUCCCAAACUGGGGGUCCAUGGAUUCCUGCUUAAUGAUAUUGGUCCAAGGCAUAAAAAAGCUUGGAAACCCCUACUCUAGCUGAAGAAACUCCUCCUCGUCUCUAUUCUUAAGAGACAAUCUUCUCUUCUGAGGCUGUAUCCUCUAGUUCUGACAUGAUGGGAACCAUCCUCUCCUCGGAGGUCUGGACAUUAAGGGGAUUGAUUGAUCUGGCUUUUAAGACAAGUAAGGCAGAGGAUCUGUUGCAAAAUGAAUGAAGUGCCUGGUUGUGCUGAUGCUCCUGACUCCUGCGUCCUUCUGCCCCCCCCCUGAUUCUGUGACGUUGAUUUCAGAGUUCCUGGGCUCGGAGCUGCAGGCUGCGAGGCUCCUUCGCUCCAGGCGGCCCCCGCAGGAAGGGCAGCAGGCGCCGAAGGACGCCGGCGGCAGUGACGAGGUCUUCAGAGAGCUGCAGGCUCUCUGCCGAGCGCUGGGCCUGGCCGAGCCCACGGCAGGGGCUCCCGUGGCAACGCUCUUCAGGGACCUGGAGCUGAAAAUCCAAGACGUCAGUUCCAGUCUGCCAGAGGGCGCGGUGGGGAAUCCCUUGCUGACCAGGAGCCUGGAGCCUCGCCAGUGGGAGCGCCUGGAGGAGAUCCAUCGAGCCAUGUGCGCGGAGUACGAGUGCCGCCGGCAGAUGCUGAUCACUCGCCUGGACGUGACGGUGCAGUCGUUCCACUGGUCGGAGCGCGCGCAGCAACACGGAGCGGCAAUGGUUCGUCUGUACGAGCCUCUGAGAGACGUUCUCUGCUCCCGGCCUAGUGUAACGCUCGCCCUCCUACUCUCUGCGCGGGAGGACCUCUCCGUAAUCACCAAGACCACCAGCCAGAGCAGUCGGGAGAAAACCGCCUGUGCUGUCAACAAGAUCCUGAUGGGCCCCGUGCCGGAUCGCGGGGGGAGACCUGGUGAGAUCGAGCCGCCGAUGGUUGGGUGGGAAAGCAGGAGGAGUGGGAGCGGAGGGAGAAAGGAGAAGCGGAGGGGUAAAGGCCGGCGGCACUAAGGCGGCUCCUCCGGAGAGCCCCGUGACCAGGAGUGCAAAGUUCUACAGUACCCUUGGUGAACGGAGUUGCCUGUCUCCGUGUCGGAGCGAGGUCCGAAGAACAGGCUGGUUUGACGUCUUCGUACGGGGCAAAGAUGUCGAUCGGUGCCCACGGACUCCUCCAUCUUGCAAAAUUUCAGCACUUCCGGUAAAGGGAGAACACCACUGACUAGUUGAAAUGCACCGAGGCACGGGUGAAGUGUCGCUCGAGUAUCAGCUGCUCCCAACACUGGCUCGUCAGAAGUGGGCUUGCGAGGAGUGACGAAGAGGGGCACGUCUGUGCAUGGCCUGUGUUGCAGAGCCCCUCGAAUGACCGCUGUACAGCCUUUCCUUGUGUUUGAUGUGUAUGUGUAUUAAGGGGAAAAGAUGUUUGGUAUGGAGUGUUAUGUUUAUAUCCAGAAGGAAAAUCUCUGGGGUGGCAACGUGUACCAUUUCUGACACUAAUCCUGGUUGGUGUUGCCUGUGUGUUGUGCUGUAGAUGUAUUUUUGUGAAGGUCCCUCAACCGGAGCUUAGUUGAGGAGAGAAUGGUUUGCAAAAUUUCUGUUCUGCAAAAGAAACAAGAUCUAAUUUUUUGAGUGGGGUUGGUAUUUGCUGGGAAUCAAUGUUGUGAGGAUAAAGAUUUUAUUUUUAAUUAGAAAUAAAUCCAAAUUCUCCAGUC